UGACGGCUUUUCCUACCACGUUUCGGACAAAGCGCAAGUUUGGGAACACACAUCUGCUGGUGUCACCUGAAUCUUGCCGGCACUUGGGUGUAAGGGCCAAAACUUGACAAAAGCACAGUCGCAGGUCCCGCCAGCCCUUCAGUCUGAUGCCCGUCCAGCCCUCCGACCCCCUGGAAUGGAAUGAGUCUAUGCACUCCCUCCGGAUAAGUGUGGGGGGCCUUCCGGUGCUGGCGUCGAUGACCAAGGCCGCGGACCCCCGCUUCCGUCCCCGCUGGAAGGUCAUCCUGUCAUCAUUCGUGGGCGCCGCCAUCCUCUGGCUGCUCUACUCCCACCGUCCGGCCCCAGGCAGGCCGCCCCCGCCCAGCGCCCACAACUGGAGGCUCAGCAAGGCGCCUGCUGACCGGUACAAUGACACCUACCCCCUGUCUGCGCCCCAGAGGACGCCGGGCGGGACCCGGUACCGAAUCGCACUUAUCGCCGACCUGGACACGGGGUCCAAGGCCCAAGAGGAAAACACCUGGUUCAGCUACCUGAAGAAGGGCUAUUUGACCCUGUCCAACAGUGGGGACCAGGUGGCCGUGGAGUGGGACAAGGGCCAUGACGUGCUGGAGUCCCACCUGGCGGAAAAGGGGCGGGGCAUGGAGCUGUCUGACCUGGUUGUCUUCAACGGGAAGCUCUACUCCGUGGACGACCGGACAGGCGUUGUGUACCAGGUUGAAGGCAGCAAGACCGUGCCCUGGGUGAUCCUGUCCGACGGCGACGGGACCGUGGGCAAAGGCUUCAAGGCCGAGUGGAUGGCGGUGAAGGACGAGCAUCUGUAUGUGGGCGGCCUGGGCAAGGAGUGGACCACCACAGCAGGGGAGGUGCUGAACGAGAACCCCGAGUGGGUGAAGGUGGUGGGCUUUAGGGGCAGCGUGCGCCACGAGAACUGGGUGUCCAGCUACAGCGCCCUGCGCGCCGCCGCGGGGAUCCAGCCGCCAGGACAGCGGCUCCCAGGCCAGGCCAUGGCCCUGCCACGGCUCCUCUGCAUGUGGCUGCUGGUUGCAGGGACUCACGGUGUGAAAGAUGGUGACAUGCGGCUGGCCAACGGGGAUGCUGCCAACCAGGGUCGCGUGGAGAUCUUCUACGGAGGCCGGUGGGGGACAGUGUGUGACAACCUGUGGGACCUGACCGAUGCCAGCGUCGUCUGCCGGGCCCUGGGAUUUGAGAACGCCACCGAGGCUCUGGGCAGAGCCGCCUUCGGGCCAGGAACGGGCCCCAUCAUGUUGGACGAGGUGGAGUGCACGGGGACAGAGCCCUCGCUGGCCAACUGCAGCUCGCUGGGCUGGCUGAAGAGCAACUGCAGGCACAAUCAGGAUGCCAGCGUCGUCUGCAGCAACGAAACCAGAGGUAUCCACACGCUGGACCUGUCUGGCGAGCUCCCUGAUGCUCUCGAGCAGAUCUUUGACAGCCAGAGGGGCUGUGACCUGUCCAUCAGGGUGAAGGUGAAGGACACGGAGGACCUGCAUCUCUGCGUCCACAGGCUCAUCCUGUCCACCAACCCUGAGGCCCAGGAGCUGUGUAAGGAGCCGGGCAGCACGGUCACCAUGGAGGUGGACGCCGAGUGCCUGCCUGUCGUCAGAGACUUCAUCAGGUAUUUCUACUCCCGGAGGAUAGACGUGUCCCUGUCAUCGGUGAAGUGUCUCCACAAGCUGGCCUCUGCCUACGGAGCCAAGCAGCUGCAGAGCUACUGCGCAUACCUCUUUGCCAUCCUCCUGCCCCAGGACCCCUCUUUCCAGACGCCCCUGAACCUCUACACCUAUGCACUGGCCACCCGGGACCCCGUGCUGGAGGAGCUGUGUGUGCAGUUCCUAGCCUGGAACUUCGAGGCCCUGACGGCGGCCGAGGCCUGGACGAGCGUCCCCGUAGCCCUGCUCCAAGUCCUGCUGUCCAAGAGCGAGCUGGCCGUGCCCAGUGAGCUGGCCCUGCUGACAGCUGUGGACGUGUGGAGCUGGGAGAAGCGUGCCAGCCACAGAGAGAUGGAAGCCAUGGUGGAGAAGGUCCGCUUCCCCAUGAUACUGCCCAACGACCUCUUCCAGCUGCAGUUCAACCUGUCCCUGUACUGGAGUCACCAGGCGCUCUUCCAGAAGAAGGUUCUGCAGGCCCUGGAAUUCCACACCGUGCCCUUCCAGUUGCUGGCGCAGUACCGAGGCCUGAACCUCACCGAGGACGCCUACAAGCCCCGGAUUUACACUUCGCCCACCUGGAGCAGGUCCGUCACACGGGAUCCCGAUCGCUAUUGGUCUGACCCCUACCAGUCCUUCCAGACGCCACAGCACCCCAGCUUCCUCUUCCAGUCCAAGUUCAUCUCCUGGUCUCUCGUCCACCUCUCCACCGUCCAGAGCUGCUGGAACUACGGGUUCUCGUGCUCCUCAGACGAGCUCCCCGUCCUGGGCCUCACCAAGUCCGGCUACUCGGAUCCCACCAUCGGCUACGAAAACAAAGCCCUGAUGAUCUGUGGGGACAGGUUCGUGGCAGAUGUCACUGAUUUCAGGGGCCCGAAGGCCAUGAUCCCCAGUGCCCUGGAAAACAAUGGUUCCAGGAGCACCUCCUUCUUCCCCUGCCCGGCAGGGUCCUUCAGCAGCUUCCGAGCAGUCAUCCGCCCUUUCUACCUGACCAACUCCUCAGGUGUGGACUAGACAGGGGCUCGAGGUGGCCGGGGCGCACAGAAGCGAGGCGCCUCCCAGCCAGCUCCCCCAGCAUCUCCGUCCUUGAACCCCUUCCUCUCUGCAGCCACCUCCCACAGCUGGCCACCAGAUGUCCCCCUGCUCCCACUGAUCUCUGAGCUUGAAGAAAUUACUGGAAGGUUUCAACCAGUGUUCACGCGGAUGCUGAGAAUUCUCAGUUCUCCCACUGCCAGGCUGGUGUGUCAGGAAGUGACCAGACACGAGAGUAGUGGCCGUUGGACUUUCUCAGCCCUCUGUUGUCCCUUGUCCGAGCUCAUUAAAAUUGCAUCAUGGUUCCCAA
Molecule: messenger RNA, 3006 nt
Organism: Rhinolophus ferrumequinum (greater horseshoe bat)
Lineage: Eukaryota; Metazoa; Chordata; Mammalia; Chiroptera; Rhinolophidae
Product: soluble calcium-activated nucleotidase 1
Exons: 8
Coding region: 147-2678 (843 amino acids)
Biological process (GO): proteoglycan biosynthetic process
Cellular component (GO): membrane; extracellular matrix
Molecular function (GO): protein binding; calcium ion binding; UDP phosphatase activity
Source: RefSeq, a predicted model, not a curated record